Messenger RNA from Solanum stenotomum, 2735 nucleotides. Its product is annotated as zinc finger CCCH domain-containing protein 53-like. The record is from RefSeq and is a predicted model, not a curated record. Gene Ontology annotation, molecular function: metal ion binding; RNA binding. The transcript has 8 exons. The coding region runs from base 130 to 2205 and encodes 691 amino acids. NCBI's taxonomy places the organism in Eukaryota, Viridiplantae, Streptophyta, Magnoliopsida, Solanales, Solanaceae.
UUAAUUUAAAAGUCCACUAUCCUCUAUCAUUGUCCUUUCUCUUUCUCUCUCUAUUUCUUGAAAAAAGGUUCCAACUUUGUAGUGUAGUAGUGAGUAGUAGUAGUGAAUGUUCAAGAAAUUUCUACUACCAUGGAUGGAUAUGAAGCUACAAAGAUAGUUUUAUCAAGAAUUCAAAGUUUGGAUCCAGAAAAUGCUUCAAAAAUCAUGGGGUAUAUACUGAUACAAGACCAAGGGGAGAAGGAGAUGAUAAGGUUAGCUUUUGGUCCAGAAACCCUUUUGGUUUCUUUGAUAAAUCAAGCUAAAACUUGUUUAGGACUUUCAUCAAACAGUUCAUCUGCAAUGUCAAAUGCUUCAAAAUUGAAUCUUUUUCAUCAUUCUUCACCAAGAAUCAUGAUUCCUAACAAUGGGUUUCCUUCUUCUUCACCUUCUUCACCUUCUCCUUGGUCUACUAGUGGGUCACCAGUUUUUACAAGAAGCCCUAGACCAAUGGCUUCACCAGUAGGAGGAGGAGGGGCUAGUUCACUUUCUUAUGCUGCUGUUGUGAAUGGUUCUACUAAUUCUGUUUCUGGGUCUUCAACUCCUUCACUUUCACUCCCUUUUUAUGACCCAAAUAAUGAUGAGUAUGGUGGUAGUGUUCAAGCUCAAGUUCAAGAACACUUGUCUUUUCUUGAUGAAUCAAUGGAUCCAAUUAUGAGUCCUAGUGGAAGAAGUGAUUCUUUGGUUUACCCUUAUGGGAAUUGUGAGGAAACCCCUCAUCUUCAUCGUAGGAGUUGUUCAGUCAAUGAUGUUUUUCUUGGUGGUUCAGAUGAUGGUGGUGGUGGUGGUGGGGGGUUUGGUUGGAGGCCUUGCAUGUAUUUUGCUAGAGGGUUUUGCAAAAAUGGGAAUAGUUGCAAGUUUAUGCAUAGUGGCUUUCCUGAUUCUUCUUCUUCACCAGAUGCUAUUAUUGGUUCUCCUAGUAAAGUUGACUCUGUUGAUGAUUUCUUGAGGAUGAAGGCCUUACAACAGCAGCAGCAGCAACAGAGGUUUGCUGCUGCCUCUCUUAUGGCUUCUGGUGCUCAUCAUCAUCCAAUUGCUUAUAACAAAUGCAUCAACAUCUUGAAUGAUAACCAAAGAUCAGCUGCUGCAGCAUUUAUGAUGGGUGAAGAAUUCCACAAAUUUGGUAGGUGCCGACCUGAUAGAAAUGAUUUUUCAGCAAUGGCGUUGGGUGGUAUCUCAAGUUCAAGUUCACGACAAAUUUACCUAACAUUUCCUGCUGAUAGCACAUUUAAGGAGGAGGAUGUGUCUAAUUACUUUAGUAUGUAUGGGCCUGUCCAAGAUGUUAGAAUUCCAUAUCAGCAGAAGCGAAUGUUUGGAUUCGUCACGUUUGUCUACUCAGAAACUGUUAAGAUGAUCUUGGCUAAAGGAAACCCACAUUUUGUGUGUGAUUCUCGGGUACUUGUAAAGCCCUACAAGGAAAAGGGAAAAAUCGCAGACAAGAAGCAACUUCAGCAACAACAACAUCCAAUUGAUAGAGGAGAGCUGUCGACCUGUUUAAGCCCAUCAGCUCUUGAAUCUAGGGAGCCGUAUGACCUUCCCUUUGGAGCAAGAAUGUUAUAUAAUUCACAUGAGAUGAUGUUGAGAAGAAAAAUAGAGCAGGAGGCUGAAUUACAGCAAGCCAUUGAACUUCAAGGCAGAAGACUAAUGAAUUUGCAACUGCUGGACCUGAAGAAUCAACAUCGCAAUGAUCACUUUCCACCCAGCCUCUCUCCUGGUCUUCCGACGGCCUCCCAGAUGCAGUUUCACUCUCAAAACAAUCACAAUCUUGUUCCUGUAUCGAGUGACAUUGAUCAAGAAGUCCCUGCAGAAAGUAACGAUACUCAUGAAGCUACCAAGGCCCCCCAUAAUGCAGCUGAUGAAAAGGUGCCUCAAGAAAUGCUGCCUACUGAUUUUGGGAAUGGAAGUAGCAGCAAGGAGCAGACCACCAAUAUUGACAACUCUAAUCUUCAAGAAAGCUUGGAGCACAUCCUUCCCGAUAACCUUUUUGCUUCUCCUACAAAAUCAGCUGCAGAAAACCAGGCUGCGUUCUCCACUGAUUCAGCUGAAGCUGGCGUUACUUCUCCAAUAACUACUGCUACUUCUAACAAUAAUAUCCCUAUGCUUCCUACAACGACUACCCUCAACAUGGCUUCUCUUAAAUCAUGUUACUUCCACAUGCCAAGCCAUUGAAAUGUAGGUGUUAAGAGUUGUGCAUGGCUAGCUAGGAGGGAUUAACUUAGGUUGGUUAUUGUUAUUCCCGGUUUCCAACUUUCUUGCCAUUUUUGUUCUAAAUGAGAUUCUCUAAUGUCGUUUAUGCAGAAAAACGUUUGAGUAGUAGCAUAUACAAGAAGUAAAAGUCCUCUAGCUGUAUAGCCAAACAAUACCCACAACAGAAGAAAAGAUCGAUCGCCCGGUAAGGAAGAUAUCCUCAAGAUUGUUGUCAUCAUCAAUACCAUACUACUUACAACAAAUACAUAAAUGUAUACGUAAAGGACAGAUGAACUGAUUAAUGGGAGUGGGGUCUCUCUCUCUAUUUUGUACCCUCUUUGUAGUUGUGUGCUGGACCACACUGAACAAUAGCAAAAAUUAAAGGCAGGCUAGUAGUAACCCGUUAGUUGUGAUAGUAAUUCCCCCCUCCCCCUCUUUUCUCUGCUUUUACUGUUGUAACUUGCUAUGAUGUAAAAAAUUAAAGUCGAAAAAUGAAAAUGUCUUUUAGAUCA